Cladocopium goreaui is the source of this 733-nucleotide messenger RNA. The record is from the annotation of a GenBank genome assembly. NCBI's taxonomy places the organism in Eukaryota, Dinophyceae, Suessiales, Symbiodiniaceae.
UGUCUUGUGCUCAGCUAGCCAAAGGCAGGUCGCCAUGGCAGAUCCAGGUAUGGCACGGGUCACCGGUCUGAACAAGUACAAGCUGGUGUUCCUGGGGGAGCAAGCAGUUGGAAAGACAUCUGUGAUCACCCGAUUCAUGUAUGAUACCUUUGACAACAACUACCAGGCGACCAUCGGGAUUGACUUUUUGAGCAAGACAAUGUAUUUGGAGGACAGAACAGUGAGGCUUCAACUCUGGGACACUGCGGGUCAGGAGCGCUUUCGCAGUCUAAUCCCAAGCUACAUUCGCGAUUCUUCCGGUGCAAUUGUGGUGUACGAUAUCACUAACCGGGCUUCCUUCCUCAACACCUCCAAGUGGAUUGAGGAUGUGAGAAGCGAAAGGGGAAGCGAUGUUGUCAUCAUUCUCGUUGGCAACAAGACUGACCUAGCAGACCGACGGCAAGUGUCCACGGAAGAGGGGGAAGAAAAAGCCAAGGAAAAUGGGGUCAUGUUCAUAGAGACAAGCGCCAAGAUGGGCACCAACAUCAAGAACCUCUUCAGGCAGCUUGCACAGGCUUUGCCUGGUCAGGACGAGGCUCCAAACGUGGAUGUAGCAACUCAGCCAACUGUUGUGCUGGACGGCUCGACAAUGUCUUCAGACAACAAGAAGAACUGCCCUUGUUGAUGGCAAGGACUGCCAGUGCUCAGUGAAGUGCAGGGUGCUAGGCACUGACUUUGACCUUGCAGUUGAAAA